AUGAUUUCGAUAGUCAGAUCAAACGGGUUUGCGUUUCUAACGAAUACUACAAAACUGACACGCUGUUUAUGCUCUCAUCACUUGGUAGAUCAUGCAUCGACGGAGUUGCAGGAAGUUAUUCGGAUUGUUUCUUCCCACAUUGGUGGUCUUGAUGAACUUGAAGAACACUUGAACAAUGUUUCGGUUUCUCCAUCACCCAACUUCGUUACCCAAGUGAUUGACUCCUGCAAGAACGAGACUUCACCGAGAAGGCUUUUGAGAUUUUUCUCCUGGUCUUGUAAACACCUUGGUUCCAGUUUACAGGACAAGGAAUUCAACCAUGUCCUAAGAGUUUUGUCUGAGAAGAAGGACUACACAGCUAUUCAGAUACUCUUAUCAGAUCUCAGGAAGGAGAAUCGGGCCAUGGAUAAGCAAACGUUUAGCCUCGUUGCUGAAACUCUGGUUAAGAUUGGCAAAGAAGAAGAUGCAAUAGGUAUCUUCAAGAUCUUGGACAAGUUCUCUUGCCCACGAGAUAGCUUCACAGUGACGGCUAUCAUAAGCGCGCUCUGCUCAAAAGGACAUGUGAAGAGAGCAUUGGGAGUUAUGCAUCAUCACAAGGACUUAGUAUCCGGUAACGAGUUGUCUGUGUACAGGAGUCUUUUAUUCGGUUGGUCGGUCCAAAGAAACGUGAAGGAGGCAAGAAGAGUUAUACAAGAUAUGAAAUCAGCAGGGAUUGCUCCGGAUUUGUUCUGCUACAACACAAUGCUUACCUGCCUAUGCGAAAGAAACGUUACUCGAAACCCUUCUGGUCUUGUCCCUGAGGCUUUGAACAUUAUGUUGGAGAUGAGGUCUUACAGAGUCCAACCUACGUCUCUUAGUUACAACACACUGCUUUCUUGCUUGGGAAGGACGAGGAGGGUGAAAGAGUCUUGCCAGAUUCUUGAACAGAUGAAGAGAUCGGGGUGUGAACCCGACACAGCUAGCUAUUACUUCGUUGUGAGGGUUCUGUAUUUGACAGGGAGGUUUGGUAAAGGCAACCAAACAGUGGAUGAGAUGAUUGAGAGAGGGCUGAGACCCGAACGCAAAUUCUACUAUGAUCUGAUUGGAGUUCUUUGUGGUGUCAAGCGGGUGAAUUUCGCGCUUCAGCUGUUUGAGAAGAUGAAGAGAAGCUCUGUGGGUGGUUAUGGUCAGGUUUAUGAUCUGCUCAUACCAAAACUAUGUAAAGGAGGAGACUUUGAGAAAGGAAGGGAGCUCUGGGAAGAGGCAAUGUCACUUGGUGUUACGCUUAGUUGCUCCGUUGAGCUGCUUGAUCCUUCAGUCACAGAGGUUUUCAAACCCAUGAAGAAGAGAGAAGAGGCUGCAUUGGUGGAUCCUCGUGCACUCAACUUAAAGAUUCGUCCUAAGAUGGAUAGAGCCAAGCCGAAAGUGAAACCAAAACCGAAACGCAGGAGCAAGACGAAGAAGAACAUAUGAUGUAUGUGUAUCACAAGAUAAAACAAUGCAGAAGCAAUGAGUGAACUUUAGAUUCUAUUGUUCUUUACAUUAACGACAAGAAUCUCUGUGUGAUCUUUGUCUCGUUGAUUCUCAUUAUUCAAACUUGUAGUUUUAAGCUACUAAUCAAUUCGAAUGUUUCUUCUCUA
Messenger RNA from Brassica napus (rape), 1619 nucleotides. RefSeq names its product pentatricopeptide repeat-containing protein At5g61370, mitochondrial. Gene Ontology annotation, molecular function: protein binding. The coding region runs from base 1 to 1452 and encodes 483 amino acids. NCBI's taxonomy places the organism in Eukaryota, Viridiplantae, Streptophyta, Magnoliopsida, Brassicales, Brassicaceae. The transcript has a single exon. The record is from RefSeq and is a predicted model, not a curated record.